AUGACGAUAGUAUCUGAUAGACUUCCAUCUAUGAAAAAUAGUAAAAAUCUAUCGAAAAUCUAUUUAGUGACUGGUGGGGCUGGUUUUGUUGGUAGUCAUUUGAUUGAUCGACUUUUAGAAUUCGAUGUUGGAGUAAUUUUAUUAGACAAUUUCAAUGAGUAUUAUUCAUCAAAAAUCAAACGAAAGAAUGUUGCUUUAUUACAAGCUCGUCAUCCACAUUCAGCAUUCGUUAUAAUUGAAGGAAGUAUUAAUGAUGUACAAUUGCUCAAUACAAUUUUUUCAACAUAUCAAAUAACCCAUAUUGCUCAUCUUGCAGCAUUACCUGGUGUUCGUUCAACUGCUUAUCAUAUAAAUCAAUAUGUUGAAACGAAUUUUAUCGGUACUCAACUACUUCUUGAAGCAGCCUCUUCAUUACAACGAUUACCACAAUUUGUUUUUACUUCAACAUCAAGUGUUUAUGGACAAACAAAUAAUGUGCCAUUUAUUGAAACAGAUUCCUGUGCUCAACCUAUUUCACCAUAUGCAGCAAGUAAACGAUCAGCUGAACUUAUUGCUCAUGUCUAUCAUAGAUUAUAUUCGCUCAAUAUAACAAUUUUACGACUUUUUAAUGUUUAUGGUCCACGAGGUCGACCUGAUAUGAUGCCUUUCUUACUAAUGAAUGCUUGUAUUGAUCCAUCUCGUAUAGUUGAUGUUUAUGAUAAUGGUGAAAUACAACGAGAUUGGACAUAUAUUGAUGAUGUUAUUGAUGCUAUAAUUGCUGCUCUUCAACGACCACUUGGCUAUGAAAUUAUUAAUAUUGGUUAUGGAACUCCUAUUAAAUUAACAAAAUUUAUAGAUCAAAUGCAACAUGUAUCAAACAGACAGAUUCGUACACAAAUGAAAAAAUCACAUCGAACUGAACCUUCAAUUACCCAUUGUGAUAAUACUAAAGCACGUAUAUUACUGGAUUUUGUUCCAAAGACAAAUGUAUCCGAAGGAGUGAAAAAGACUUGGCUCUGGUUUCAACAAGAAUAUGGUGUUAACAAGAAAUAUUUCUCUUAA
Molecule: messenger RNA, 1041 nt
Organism: Adineta steineri
Lineage: Eukaryota; Metazoa; Rotifera; Eurotatoria; Adinetida; Adinetidae
Source: the annotation of a GenBank genome assembly